GCGCUUGCGCACAAGGCCGGUCGGAGGAGUCUUCGCUUUCGCCACUGCUAGGAUAAUUCAGGAGAAGAAAGAUGAGCUUCAUCUAUGGACUGCAAUCUGCUACUAGAAACUGCGUUUUCUUCCGAUUUCACUUGCUGACCAGCUGGAGACUGUGUAACACACUAGCUGUAACCUCACCAGACUGUCAUCAAGUACAAAUUAUUCAUACAGUUAAUAAGUAUCAGGGUCUGGGAGUACAUCAGUGUGAUAGGUUGACUUUUCUGCCUAAAAAUUUUUAUUCUUAUAGGACUCUUAAUACCAAAAGACCAGAAUGCCUCUUGAAUGUGAGCCGUAAAGAAAUUUGGAUGGUUACCCCAAAAUGGACUGCAUGGAAUGACUCUCUUUCAAGACAGCUUCUGAGAAAAGAAGCUGUAGGAGCUCCUGCUCUCUCAGUAUUACGUCCUCUAAGGUGUCUUCCCACAGGAGAAGGAGACAUCAGAAGUUUUCACACUUCCCCUCGGUUUCAAGCUGCUCCGGUUCCUCUCUUGUUGAUUAUUCUUAAACCAGUGCAGAAACUAUUUGCAAUCAUUGUAGGCAGGGGCAUAAGGAAAUGGUGGCAGGCACUUCCUCUUAACAAGAAGGAACUAUUUAAAGAAAGUUUAAGAAAGAAUAAAUGGAAGUUACUCCUUUGUUUCAGUAGUUUUGGAUUGCUCUUUGUAGUGUUUUAUUUUACUCACCUGGAAGUGAGUCCUAUCACAGGAAGGAGCAAGCUACUAUUAUUGGGGAAAGAACAUUUCAGACUUUUAUCAGAACUGGAAUAUGAAGCAUGGAUGGAAGAGUUUAAAAAUGAUAUGCUAACUGAGAAGGAUGCUCGAUACCUAAUGGUUAAAGAAGUGGUUUAUCAUUUGAUUGAAUGCAAUAAAGAUAUUCCAGGGAUCUCUGAGAUCAAUUGGACUAUUCAUGUGGUUGAUUCCCCAGAUAUAAAUGCCUUUGUGCUUCCAAAUGGACAAGUGUUUAUCUUCACUGGGCUUUUAAAUAGUGUGACUGAUGCUCAUCAACUUUCCUUCCUUCUGGGCCAUGAAAUAGCACAUGCGGUACUUGGGCAUGCUGCAGAAAAAGCUAGCUUGGUUCACUUACUGGAUUUCCUAGGUAUGAUUUUUCUCACAAUGAUUUGGGCUGUUUGUCCUCGAGAUAGUUUGGCACUUUUGGGCCAGUGGAUACAGUCUAAACUGCAGGAGUAUAUGUUUGAUAGACCAUACAGUAGAACAUUGGAGGCUGAAGCUGACAAAAUUGGACUACAGCUUGCUGCAAAGGCUUGUGUGGAUGUCAGAGCCAGUUCAGUGUUUUGGCAGCAGAUGGAAUUUGCAGAUAGCCUCCAAGGUCAUCCCAAGUUGCCAGAAUGGUUAUCUACACACCCUUCUCAUGGAAAUCGAGCUGAGUAUCUGGAUAGACUCAUACCUCAGGCCCUUAAAAUUAGAGAGAUCUGUAAUUGCCCACCACUUUCUGGACCAGACCCUCGAUUACUGUUCAAACUCAGCAUGAAGCAUUUUCUUGAAGAAUCAGAAAAAGAAGACCUAAAUAUCACUGCUAAGAAACAGAAAAUGGAUACUCCUACCAUUCAAAAUCAGAAGCAAAUACCCUUAACAUAUAUAGUUGAGAAAAGAACUGGCAGUUGAAUUAAAAUUUAUGAGACACGGGAUAUAUGAAGAAUGCAGCAAUCCUUAUUUUUAUGUUCCUUUUUAAAAAAUGAUGUUUGAAAUUAAAAAAAUGUAUAUUCAGGGUCAAAUCAUGUUUAUUACAGGUAUUGUCUAAAUUCUUCUACAAGGUAUUUUCAUGAAAUAUUGAUGUAUUUUAAUGUUUUAAAAUAUCUUCAGUGAGGAAAAUGUCACAGAAUAAAUUUAUAUUACAUUUUA
Molecule: messenger RNA, 1892 nt
Organism: Hyaena hyaena (striped hyena)
Lineage: Eukaryota; Metazoa; Chordata; Mammalia; Carnivora; Hyaenidae
Gene: OMA1
Product: OMA1 zinc metallopeptidase
Exons: 9
Coding region: 72-1655 (527 amino acids)
Biological process (GO): mitochondrial protein processing; protein quality control for misfolded or incompletely synthesized proteins
Cellular component (GO): mitochondrial inner membrane
Molecular function (GO): metalloendopeptidase activity
Source: RefSeq, a predicted model, not a curated record